Molecule: messenger RNA, 5549 nt
Organism: Saccostrea echinata
Lineage: Eukaryota; Metazoa; Mollusca; Bivalvia; Ostreida; Ostreidae
Product: TBC1 domain family member 9-like
Exons: 32
Coding region: 106-3921 (1271 amino acids)
Molecular function (GO): calcium ion binding
Source: RefSeq, a predicted model, not a curated record
AAACGUAAACAAACAUGGCAGUCAGCUGACGAUUCUGCAACCGUGGAAGUCGUAUGAAAAAACGUAGUUGUCUCAGCUUUAGCAUGAAUUAAAUCGGCAAGAAGAAUGUGGGUCAAACCGGAGGAAGUUUUAUUAGCCAAUGCACUGUGGGUAACAGAGAGGGCCAACCCUUUCUUUAUCCUUCAGAGGAGGAAGGGUUAUGGAGGGGGUGGACUUACGGGGCUGUUAGUAGGGACACUGGACACAGUGUUGGAUAGCAAGACUCCACCAUAUAGAAUUUUACAUCAGACCCCAGGUUCAGAGAUUAGCUAUAGUGUGGCAGUAGCAAAUAACAAAGUAGAAAUACAUAAAGACUGGGAAUGGAUAGAACAGAAUCUGAUGGAGACACUUGGUGCAUUUGAAAAUGAGGAGGAUGCCACUGAAUUUGUGAAGUGUAAAAUUGAGAGCAUGUAUACUCACGAACACAAGCCUGGGGAAGUUGUGGAUGAAGAGGCUCAGAAUUAUAAAACGUCAACCAGGAAAUUCAUGAAGUUGUUCAACAUGCCGCGGGAAGAAAAGCUUGUUAACCAAUAUUCCUGCAGCCUUUGGAAGAAUAAUAUUCCUCGUCAGGGCUGGAUGUACCUUAGUGUCAAUCACCUGUGUUUCUACUCCUUUCUGAUGGGUAAAGAGGCCAAGGUCAUCAUAAGGUGGACAGAUAUUACAAAAUUGGAAAAGGGUAACAACAUGCUUUUUCCUGAAAGCAUCAAGGUGUCAACUAGGGAAGGGGAGUAUGUGUUCUCUAUGCUUCUACGCAGCAGUGAAACCUUCAGGCUAAUGGAACAGCUGGCCAAUAUGGCUAUGAAACAGUUGAUGCAGGAGGGAGGCUUUGAGGAGGACAAAACAAUUGUUGACAGAACUAAGAAAAGGACACCAAAGCGAAUGUCAUCCAUAAAGAGAGACCUUGAUGCCAGAGCUAGAAGUGAUGCAUUCAGGUCAGCCUUUUGUCUUCCCCUGGAUGAGAAGUUGGAUGGGGACACAGACUGUGUCCUGUGGACCCCCUAUAAUAAGCAGCACACAUGGGGACGUCUGUACCUCUCCAGUAGCUAUAUCUGCUUUGCGAGCAGGGUUGAUAUUAUUGACCAGUCUGGGGUAGCAUCACAGAGGCAUGUUCGUAAACGUAAACUUCGACGUGAACAUGCAAUAAUUGAGGGGCAGGUUCGUGACCUGGUUACCGUGGUGAUACCACUUCGUGAAGUGGUACUGGUAGAGAAGGUAGACAAUGCUGCUAGCGGUGAAUUAGGAACUGAUGCCUUGGUAGUCACUACCAAGGGGAAGAACAACUUUAUAUUUUCCCAACUUCCUGUGCGAGAGUUCAUUCUGCAGAAGCUGUCUGAUUUCUUGUCCAGAGUAGAGGAGUCUUCAGACAAGAGUCCUUCACGACAGAACUCGACCUGUGAUAGUACAUCCAAUUCCCCAGCUGAUGAUAUCCAAUUCCAGCCAGCUUUGGUCAGUUUGUUUCACAGAAGGCAUUCAGAUGAAUUAUCUGCAAGAGAAACUGUCAAAGAACAUCUGUGGAAUGUUCAUUUUUCAGAAUACGGCAGGGGUGUGUGUAUGUACAGAACUCACAAGACCCAGGACCUCAUUUUACAAGGACUGCCUGAGAAAUUUAGAGGGGAGAUCUGGAUGCUGUUUUCUGGUGCCAUAAAUGAGAUGGCUACAAACAAAGGAUAUUAUAGGAACAUGGUAGAACAAAGCCUUGGGAAGUACACUCUAGCUAAUGAUGAGAUAGAGAGAGAUCUUCACAGGUCACUGCCUGAACACCCAGCCUUCCAGUCUGAUCUGGGGAUCAGUGCUCUGAGGCGAGUGUUAACUGCUUAUGCCUGGAGAAAUCCUACUAUAGGUUACUGCCAGGCAAUGAAUAUCGUCACCAGUGUAUUACUGUUGUAUGUUAGCGAGGAGGAGGCGUUCUGGUUAUUGACAUCCAUUUGUGAGAGACUGUUACCCGACUAUUACAACACUAAGGUGGUGGGGGCGUUGAUUGACCAGCAUGUUUUUGAGGACCUCAUUAAUGAGAACCUCCCAGCCCUGCAUCAGAAGUUGGAGGUCCUUGGUCUCCUCAGUAUGAUCUCCUUGUCCUGGUUCCUUACUAUAUUCCUCAGUGUGAUGCCAUUUAACUGUGCAGUUUGCAUAAUGGAUUGUUUUUUCUAUGAUGGAGCCAGGGUCAUCUUUCAAGUAGCCUUGACAAUCCUGGACAAUAAGCAGGAGGAGUUAUUGGAGGCCAGAGAGGAAGGGGAAGCGAUGACCAUACUGAGUUCUUACUUAGAGAACAUCACAAAUAAAGAUUCCACAAUGCCUCAUAUUGCUCACACUAGCUCCAUGUGUGGGAGUCUGUCUGAAAAGAAGGAGCCAAGUGUUGAUGUAGCUAAUUUGAUAGAUGAUAGCUACAGAAAGUAUGGACACAUAACCAACCAAGACAUAGACAAACUAAGAUUAAAGUACAGACUUCAUGUAGUGCAGCAUAUUGAGGACAGCACAAAGAAAAAUGUGUUGAGAAGUGUUCAAACCCACACGUUGUUCAAAGACAAGGAACUGGAGGACCUGUUUAUUCUGUUCAAGGAGGAGUAUUUGACCUCUUGUUACUGGAGGACUAGUCAACAGCCAGCUGACAUGGGAGACAAAUUUGAUCCCUCCCGACCAUACUAUGAGAUGUACAAAGUGGAUUUUGAGCAGUUCAAAACCAUGUACCUAUCUCUUUCUCCCUGGGCCUCUGGACAAAGAGCAGGGCAUCUAGCUCUCAGGACAUUUAAGUUUCUGGAUGAUAAUAAAGACAACAUGAUAAACUUCAGGGAAUUUGUGUAUGUUCUUGGUGUUAUAUGUAAAGGGGACAUAACUCAGAAGCUGAAGCUGCUCUAUCUUUUGCACCAGUUACCUCCCGAUGAAUUGGAGAGCAUGCCUACUUCACCCCCAGUGUCUCCAGCUAGUUCAAAAACAGAGAGCCCAGAGAAUGCUGUGGAGGCUACAGAUUUCUUUGACAGUGAUGCCAGCUCAGUUGAUGCACUACAAGAUGAAAUAAUUCUACCCGGAGAUCCUAUUGUGGAAGAAAUAGAUGAGGAAAAAAAGGAAAAAUUAGAAGCAGAUACCAGUGCAGAAGAAAAAACCCAGUCAGAGGCUGCAAGCUUGGAAACAGACAGCAGUAAGACUGACACACAGGGAGCAGGGAAUGGUGGAUCACAGAUUAUAGGGAGUGGACCCUCAGGUGAUGAGGGAUUAGAUAUUAUACAGAAGUCUAUAGAGGGAGGCACAGUCAAGAAAGAAGCAGAGCUUCAAGAAAAUUUAAAGAAGAUGUAUGCAAAGAAAAAAGAACUAAACAGAAGUGACAGCAAAGCAGAAUUCAAGGAUGUCCCCAGAAUGUCUCAGGCUCAGUUUAUUGACAUGUGGAGAACACUCUAUGAUCUUUUUUCUGAUAAUGAUCAAGAACAACAACUUUAUCAUUCCAUUGCAUCUGUAGGGACUUUGUUAUUAGAAAUGGGAGAAGUUGGUAAAAGAUUCUACCUCCAGAAAUCUGUGUCAGAGAGCAGUGCAGGAGAAACCAGUUCCACAGGACUGGAUAGUUUAACAGAUGAAGUAGAAAAGCUUAAAUUGGACCAAUCCAAGGGCUCAUCUGACUUAAGCAAGGAACCUCAAAAGGAUGAGACAUGUUCCACUCAAACAGAAACCACAAAACCUGAAGAAGGAUCUUCACCAUACAGCAGAAACUCAUACUCUAAGCCAGACUCAGAUUGGUCAAUUAGUUUUGAGCAGAUGGUUGCUUCUUUGCUUACAGAACAACCAUUGGUCACCUAUUUUGAGAAACAAGUAGAUGUAUCUGAGGCUGUGUCAAAAAUGAGAAACCGUAGGCUCAUAACAAGACAAUCUAGUCACUUUCCAGAAAAGAAAAAGUAAUAUUCAUAUGUACAGAAUUUAAGGUAGAGCAUUCUUGCAGUGGGUCAGAUAAACAUAUUGCAUCAAUUUAUUUUUCAUCAGCCAGUAAAAAUUUACCAGGUCAAUUAAAAAUAUUUAAUAAUUAUUUUAGGGUGACUGGUCUGUAUUUUCCCUUGCAUGCAUGCAAUUUUACAGUUAUGUUGCCUUCUCCGUGUGCCCACUCAAGAUUUACGUAAUGUGCAAUAAACAAAGAUAUAUGUGGGCAUUUAUAAUGUCAAUUGAAAUUUAUGCAGAUGUUAACGGAAGCCAUUAAUACAUGUAGUUUGAUAUUCUUGAUAAUUUGAAAAUUAGUAUGUCAUCUUAAUUAAAACAUUAUUGGAUGAUGAUUUACAUAUAGCUCUUUAGGAUAUUGCUCCUUUAUUUUUAAAUGACAUCCAAUUUCCAAAAAAAUAGUGCAUUUUUUAUUGUGGAGAAAUUUUGUUUGAAGUUGCUAAUGAUACUGCAUUACAAUAAAAACUUUUUACCUUCAUGGCUCAUUUUUAAUAAUAUUGCCCUUGAAUUCUUAAAUAUAAUUUGUCUGGAUGUGGGAUACUUGAGUUUGAGUGUAUAUAUAAUCUAUACUUUGAUUUCUUUUAGAUGAUAAAGACACAAAUGUGAUUGUAAAGAGUUGCAGGUACAAGUUAUAUUAAUUAAGGCUUUAAUUAAUACUUCAUAUCUGUGAUACGUUUUCACACCCAUUCCAUUAAAACAUACACAAAUAAAUUAUACUGGAAACAUUUAAAACCCAUGUUUAGUGAAAAUUUAGUUACAAAGGAUGUUGUGAUCUUGUGCAAGGGAAAACAUUAGCUUUAGCUAAAAAGUUGUGUUUUGUACUCCGCAGAUGUUUGCUGCAACUUGUGUGAAUCAUUGUUGGAAAUUGAAUAUAUUUUUGCUGGGUGAAUGAAGUUGUUUUGCUCUUUUUUUAUGAUAAAGAACUUUUGGUUUUACUUAAAAAAAUUUAUUACUAGAUGGAACAUUUUCAUGUUUUUGUGUCAUAGUUGGCUCAUCAAAUCCAAUAUUUGUUUUUGUAUUGCCUGCAAAGCAUAAAUCAUACAUGAAUAUACAGGUAUUUAAAGGAUGCUGUGAUCAGGCCUUAGAGGGUUUCAUCUCUGUUUUUAGAGAAAUAGGUGAGCAUUAUGUUGCUUGAUUUUUUCCUUGUAAAUGCAUGGUUUCCUGGGAUUUGCAGUAUGUAUGCUCUCCUACUGUGUGACAGACAGUCUUUGAAUGAUUUUCGUAAUGUGUCCAAGUAGACAUGAUUCUUCCACCAAGACAACAAUGACAUUUAAAUGAGUUUAUGCUGUCCAUUUUGUUGGUCUAUCUUAAACCAUAUGGUUCUUCCAAUUUUCAUUCAGUAAAAUACUUAUUUUCAGCAUUUUGAUAUCUUUUUAUAGAGCUUUUCUCAAGAUACCAUAUACAUGUAGCAGUGGUUAUUGAAUUGUUUUGCCUGUGGAAUUCUGUUGUUAAAAGUCAUCUGAAUAUGUAUCUAUAAGCAUUUUAAAUUACUGGGAUGAAUAAUGUACAUACACACUCAAGAUUUAGUAGUAGUAAAAUUCAACUUCAUGUGCAAUAUCAUUUGAUGUAAAACAUCACAAAUAAAUCAAAAUACAAGA